Molecule: messenger RNA, 540 nt
Organism: Sinocyclocheilus rhinocerous
Lineage: Eukaryota; Metazoa; Chordata; Actinopteri; Cypriniformes; Cyprinidae
Product: tubulin polyglutamylase TTLL11-like
Exons: 2
Coding region: 65-433 (122 amino acids)
Source: RefSeq, a predicted model, not a curated record
UACAGGGGGCGGUUCACCAGAAGAAGCUAUUGUUGUGGAGACAGGAAGUGAUGAGAAAGACGGCAUGACGGAUUCUCUUUCAUCUUUGUGUUUAAAGCAAGUCUUCCCUAAAUACACCAAGCAGUUUCAGUACUUGCGGGCCGUGGAACGCAUCGCUGCCCUUUUCCUGCGCUUCCUUGGUGUCAAAGGAACCAUGAGACUGGGUCCGACCAGCUUUCGCACCUUCAUCAGGAACUGCAAGCUGAGUAACAGCAGCUUCUCGAUGGCUUCAGCGGACAUCCUGUACAUCGACAUCACCCGUCGCUGGGCUGCAAUGCUCCCCGACUCCAGAGAGGCAGGCAAGCGGCCCACCAAUCAUGAUGCAAUUUACAGCACAUCUUCACUCCCGAGGCCAACACACAAUCAAAAAGCUGUUAAACAGCCUCCCCGAUAAAAGACACAUUUGCAACUAUUCAUCAUAGCGCAUUUCCCCUCGCAUGCAGUCAUAAAUGAGAUCGUCAGGGGAGAUAAUUGACAAAUUAAUUCACUUCUUCUUUCAUU